This is a messenger RNA of Meriones unguiculatus (Mongolian gerbil), 5627 nucleotides long. It is a transcript of the gene Fnbp1l, whose product is annotated as formin binding protein 1 like. The transcript has 16 exons. The coding region runs from base 320 to 2149 and encodes 609 amino acids. Gene Ontology annotation, molecular function: protein binding. NCBI's taxonomy places the organism in Eukaryota, Metazoa, Chordata, Mammalia, Rodentia, Muridae. The record is from RefSeq and is a predicted model, not a curated record. Gene Ontology annotation, biological process: signal transduction.
CGGCCUCGAGGAGACCCCGCAAGCCCCCCGCGCGCGCCAGUGCGGGCCCGCCCCGAUCCCAGGGUGCACCGCGGCCCGCCCCCUCCCCGCCGUCCCGCCUCCCCUCGGCGCGGGCCCCCUCCCUCCCUCCCUCCCCGCUGCCGGGAGGCGGGGACGCGGCGGCGGCGGCGGCGGCUCGCUUCAGUCGCGUCUCUCUCGCUCACUGGGGAGCCCGGCGGCGGCGGCGGCGGCAGCUCUCGCGGCGGAGACUCGCCCUGCCCGAGCCUCCCGAGGAGGGAAAGUCAGAGCGGACAGCGGGAGCAGCCUGCCGGGUUCCGCCAUGAGCUGGGGCACCGAGCUGUGGGAUCAGUUCGAUAGCUUAGAUAAGCAUACACAAUGGGGAAUUGACUUCUUGGAAAGAUAUGCCAAGUUUGUUAAAGAGAGGAUUGAAAUUGAACAGAACUAUGCGAAACAAUUGAGAAAUCUGGUUAAGAAGUACUGUCCCAAACGCUCAUCCAAAGAUGAAGAGCCAAGGUUUACUUCAUGUAUCGCCUUUUUUAACAUCCUUAAUGAGUUAAACGACUAUGCAGGACAGCGAGAAUUAGUAGCAGAAGAAAUGGCUCACAGAGUAUAUGGUGAAUUAAUGAGAUAUGCCCAUGAUCUGAAAACUGAAAGAAAAAUGCAUCUCCAAGAAGGACGAAAAGCUCAACAAUACCUUGACAUGUGUUGGAAACAGAUGGAUAAUAGUAAAAAGAAAUUUGAAAGAGAAUGUAGAGAAGCAGAGAAAGCACAACAGAGUUAUGAAAGAUUGGAUAAUGAUACUAAUGCAACUAAGGCAGAUGUUGAAAAGGCCAAACAGCAGUUGAACCUUCGUACACAUAUGGCUGAUGAGAAUAAAAAUGAGUAUGCUGCACAGCUGCAAAAUUUUAAUGGAGAACAGCACAAACAUUUUUAUGUGGUGAUUCCUCAGAUUUACAAGCAACUACAAGAAAUGGAUGAACGAAGGACAAUUAAACUCAGUGAAUGUUACAGAGGAUUUGCAGACUCAGAACGCAAAGUGAUUCCUAUCAUCUCAAAAUGUUUGGAAGGGAUGAUUCUUGCAGCCAAAUCAGUUGAUGAAAGAAGAGAUUCUCAAAUGGUAGUAGACUCCUUCAAGUCUGGCUUUGAACCUCCAGGAGACUUUCCAUUUGAAGAUUAUAGUCAGCAUAUUUACAGAACCAUUUCUGAUGGGACCAUCAGUGCAUCCAAACAGGAGAGUGGCAAGAUGGAUGCCAAGUCCACAGUAGGGAAGGCCAAGGGCAAAUUGUGGCUCUUUGGAAAGAAGCCAAAGCCACAGUCCCCACCCUUAACCCCUACUAGUUUAUUCACAUCCAGUACUCCUAAUGGGUCCCAGUUUCUCACAUUCUCCAUUGAGCCCGUGCAUUAUUGUAUGAAUGAAAUAAAAACAGGGAAGCCCAGAAUUCCUUCUUUCAGAAGCCUCAAAAGAGGGUGGUCGAUGAAGAUGGGCCCAGCACUAGAAGACUUCAGUCAUUUGCCACCAGAGCAAAGGCGUAAGAAGUUACAGCAACGCAUUGACGAGCUUAACCGAGGGCUGCAGAAAGAAGCAGACCAAAAAGAAGCACUCAAUAAAAUGAAGGAUGUAUAUGAGAAAAAUCCACAAAUGGGGGAUCCAGGAAGUUUGCAGCCUAAAUUAGCAGAGACAAUGAAUAACAUUGACCGCUUACGAAUGGAAAUCCACAAGAAUGAGGCAUGGCUCUCUGAAGUUGAAGGCAAAACAGGUGGGAGAGGAGACAGAAGACACAGUAGUGACAUAAAUCAUCUUGUGACACAGGGGCGAGAAAGCCCUGAGGGAAGUUACACUGAUGAUGCAAACCAAGAAGUCCGUGGGCCACCCCAACAACAUGGUCAUCACAGUGAAUUUGAUGAUGAAUUUGAAGAUGAUGAUCCCUUGCCGGCUAUUGGACACUGCAAAGCUAUCUACCCUUUUGAUGGGCAUAAUGAAGGUACUCUGGCAAUGAAAGAAGGUGAAGUUCUGUACAUUAUUGAGGAGGACAAAGGAGAUGGAUGGACAAGAGCUCGGAGACAGAAUGGCGAAGAAGGCUACGUUCCCACAACAUACAUAGAUGUAACUCUAGAGAAAAACAGUAAAGGUGCAGUAACUUAUAUCUAAACUAACCAAGGCAGCUUUGUGCCGUGUAUAACGUAAAAUGACAGCACAUUCAACAGGUCAGAAAAAAAACAAAAAGUUAAGGCAUCCUGAUGCAUUGUUCACUAUGUGAGCUGAUUGCAGGCUUGAUCAGAGAGUGUGAAUACUGCCACAAGAAACUCUUUGACGCCUUACUGUUCACAUGAUGUUGGUGUGGAAGCUUAAUUGAUGCCUUUUGCUUUCUGUCCUGCCUAAGUGUGUGUAAAGGAUGUGUGCUUUUCUGCCUUAUAAAUAAUAGAUUUGAUUAUUAGGCAAAAAUCAUAAGUAGAAUGUUCCCUGCCCCCUUUACUUCAGAAACAACAGUGACUGAUGAAUUAAAAAAAAAAAAAAAAAAAAAAACAUGCCUGCUCUGAACUGCAAAAAGCUGAUUCCCAGGAGUGGCUCAACCUAGGCGCUUGAAUUUAUAGUUUCAGGUUCUAGGAAGAAAAGUAAUAGUUGGAUAAUUGGAUAAAAUGACAGUCAUUUUCCUUGCUAUUCUUAACUUGGUUUUCUAAAGAAAGAAAACCAAUACCUGCUGUAUAAUCUAUUUAAUAUGAGCUCAUCUCAGGGUCACAGGAUAAGUCACCUGGUAGAGCUUGUAUGUGAAUAAAACAGCAUUGAGACCUGAAAAUAUUUUCAGGCUUACUGGUAAUUUUCAAUGAUGUACAAAGUUCAUUCCCAGCUAAUCUUAUGCUUCUACUUUUUACUUGAAAAUGUCUUUUAGAAAUACUACAUCAGUGCUCUUUUAGCGUUUGGCAGUUACUCAUAGGAGGAAUUGCAUCUAAUUCAUUGAAGAUAGAGGACAGUCUGGAAUGGCGGAACAUGCUGGCAAUGCUGACUCUUAGAGGAGAAACAGUGUUUUUACUAAAAUGAAGGAAGACCUCUGUACCACCAUUGAGGGCUUCAUUUUAGCUAGACUGUCAACUGUCAGAGUAGAUACCUUUUUUCCAAUGUAUCACCAAAAUCAUCAGUUGGAAUCGUUAUCCAGUCAAGAGCUGUACAGUGUAAUAGUCAUGUGGCCGCACCCCAAUUAGUGAGUGGGGUGUAAGGGGAGGGCAGUAACACUGGCUUUUGAUCAUCUCAUGUUUCCAAGUUCAUAGCUGACUAUAAAAUAAUUUUAAGAACAUUUGGGACAAACACUUUAAACUGAAUGCCCCUUUUAAUCUUACCAAAGGUCUUCAGUAAUUGUUUUUUUCUUUUUCCUCCUGGACUGCAGGUUCCUGAAGAGGGUUUCUGAGGAAAUGGGCAAGAUGUUGAAGGAGGUUACAUGCAGCUGCUUUUGGGGGGAGGGUAUUAGAGUUGUCAGGCUGAAAGAGAAAGUGAGAGAAGCAAGUUGCAUGUAUGCAUGCAGAAUUUUUUUUUUACUAACUUCAUUAGCAUUUCCAUACAUAAUACAAGAGUCAUUAUAGUACCAGUCCUUAAAUUCGUAGUUCACAGUUGUUGACAUGGAAGAAGAAAAGAAAAAAAGCCAGCAAUGGCUGACCUCUUUUUUCAUUUAUUGUACCAAAUCAAAAAGAAUGCAGAGCUGUCUUAAAGUUUGUCUUAUUUUCGGCUGUCCGGUAGGACUGUCUUCAUCCAGCUCUGUUUUAAUUGGCUUUUAGACCUAUUGUCUGUUAGAACCCUUGCCAUUUGUCAGUGUCUGCCUGCACCACCUCCGUGCUUGCUUAACAUCCUGUUGCAUGUCUAGAGUGAUCUGGGCUUAGAUUUUUCAGGCAUGUCUCUGUAAUCAAUCCCCUGUUCUUGUCAAAGCCUUUGUUUCAUUUUGCAUUUGUAGUGCAAAUCACUUUGUCAGACAUCUCAGUACUAAUGUUUCCAUCUUAGUGUUUGUGUAUGCUGCUAAAUCUUCCCCACUGCAAACAUUCCAGUUUUGGCAUUAUGAAGACAUAGUCUGUGAACCUGAAGUAUUUAUGAUAAGAAAAAGAAAACAUCUCUGCUCUAGCCUACAGCCCAGUUAAAGACUCUGAAAUGUGACACAUCUUCAGCACCUCAGUCUGGGAGAAUCUGGUCAGCACUGAAGUCCUGGCAUAAUAACAAGAUGCGCACCAUCGAAGGGACUGUUGUCAAAAGUCAGCUGCUUCCAUUCAAAUGCUGCCUUAAACUCGAGUGCCUAAAUCUGUUGAUUGCCAACACUACCACUACAGUAUCCCACAAAGGGCUUUGUGUGCCGGCUCAGUGCUCCUCUAACUGCGGCACCGUCGCAGCUGUGAUGUAGCCUCGGUAGGUGGCUUCUAGAGCUCUACCAUGUGCAGUGGUGCAUCUUCAAAUUUAUGCAUCGAACUAAAGACCUGUCCUAGUCCAUUUUGCUUUCAUCAGUGUAUUUAUGAGAAGUUUGAUGGACCUCCUCCCAUCAUCUUUAAUGGAGUGAUGACGAUCUCAUUUGAUUAUUACAAUGAUAGUCUCUUUCCAAGUGAUGCUUUUGUUUGAACCAGAUAAAAUUUAGUGAACCUUUGUAAUGAUCUAUGUGCACUUUUACUUGUAAAAUGGAAAUUUCUGUAUGUUUAUACUUGUAAAUACAGUUGUCGUUAGUACCUUCAUUGCUCAUGUUGUCCUGCCUCGCAUUUGUGAUUCUGUUAAUGACUUGUAUCUGAACUAAUUUCUUAGUGGUCUUGUAACAGGGAGGUGGGUGGGGGUGGGAGGGUUAUUUGUACCACCGAAGCUCCAUUAAUUUGGUUAUUUACUGUUUUGAGGGGAGAAAGAGAAUGUGAAAUGUUCUGUGUAUUAUUGGAUUUCAAGCAAUAUUUUAGAAACUGUGUGACUGCUUUAAUAAUUUUUCCAGUGCUAUUUGAAUCAUACUACCAGUUAUACUAAAGCUGAAUGACAAUUGUGUGAACAUUAAUGCCUUCAUAAGAUCAAGUACACCACUGUUAUGCAGCUGACAUGUAGUGUAUUACCUUUGAGGCUAGUAAACUAUACAGUUUUAGAUAUUAAAUCUCGUUACAGGGUUAUUUAUAUAAUGUGACAUUAUUAUAUACUGACAGACUACAUAAAGUAGUUUUUAAAAGUAGUGCUAUUUUUAUUUCAGAAGUUAGCAAUGAGGAGGAAAUGUGACCUGGCUGUGUUUGUCUCUGUACAAAGCCUGGAGUACUUAUGUUUUUCUGACUAACAAUCACAGAGGGCAGAGUUCAAAGCUUUCUUGUAAGGACUGUUCUUUUCAAGCUACUGUGUGUUUUUCUAAAGCUGGCGUUUGCUUUCAUAGGAGGCAAUUUCCUUCUUGUGGAGUAGUGCAACCUGUAUAAUGGUUAUUACAUUUGAAAAGACACUUGUACUUGCACAGUUUAAGUCAUUCUUAAGUCAUUCCUAAACUUUGAACAUGUGAGCUUUCUAAAAGAAAUCUUUUAAUUUUGCAGUAAUUUUCACUCUGUGCACAUAUUGAUUUCUUAAUGGUAAAAUGCCUUGUUUAUUAUAGUGUUCUCUGUUGAGAAUAUUUUCAUGGAAUAAAACAAACUUUUCAUGUCGGCUAAAA